AUGGGGAAGCCGACAGGGUUUCUGAAUUCUUUUUCCCCAGAGUUCUGGAACUCUUGUCAGAACUGUAAAUCUGGACAUCUAGUCCCGCCUUCUUGUUAUGCAGAUUGAGGAAACUGAGGCACCCCCCUCCCCCGCCCAUGGCUACUUGGCCUUAAUUCCAUCCGGCCUUUUGACAUUUACUUGCCAUGUGACCUGGGCUCAGCCUCGAACCUCUCUGAAGUGCCACCUUCCGCCGUGCCCACCCUCGGCCCCACACGCUCAUGGCCAGCCGUGGAGUUGGGAGGGACCUCCAGGGUCGUGUGGGAGUCCCCCAGAUGGGGAAACUCCUUCCACCAACCCCAGUGGACAACUUGGCCGGCUCCUCGGGGUCUUGCCUGGCACCUAAGAGUGUUUCCCACCCCCCACUGCCUCCUUUGCCCUGAUCCUGCCCCCUCCGCACACCCCUAGGGCGGUCCUAAAAGAUUCUCUCUCUUCUCAGAGUGACAAUGCCUUUGGGGAAAGAAGGCAGGGACAUGGAGGGGGAGGGGGACGGCGGGGAUGCCGACUCUGCCCCCGAGAUGAACGGGCUGGAGGAGGAGGGCAGCGAAGACGAGCAGACCGGCAGCCAGACGGAGUCCGACGGCGAGAGCUCUGAGAUGGACGACGAGGACUGUGAGCGUCGCCGGGUCGAGUGCCUCGAUGAGAUGUCGGACCUGGAGAAGCAGUUCUCUGAGCUCAAGGAGAAGCUGUUCAAGGAGCGGCUAAGCCAGGUGCGUUUGCGGCUGGAGGAGGUCGGGGCCGAGCGGGCCCCGGAGUAUACCGAGCCCCUUGGGGGGCUGCAGCGGAGCCUCAAGAUUCGAAUCCAGGUGGCGGGCAUCUACAAGGGCUUCUGUCUGGAUGUGAUCCGGAACAAGUACGAAUGUGAGCUGCAGGGAGCCAGGCAGCACCUGGAGAGUGAGCGGCUGCUGCUGUACGACGCCCUCCAGGGGGAGCUCCAAGAACGGAUUCAGCGGCUCGAGGAGGACCGCCAGAGUGUUGAUAUCAACUCGGAAUGGUGGGACGACAAGCUGCACCCCAAAGGGAACUCCAAAUCCUGGGAGUCCCUGCAGACAGGCAAGAGGAAGAAGGCGCCGCUCGUCUCAGGUCCUUAUAUCGUCUAUAUGCUGGAGGACGUCGACAUCCUGGAGGACUGGGCGGCCAUUAAGAAGGCCAAGGUUGCUGUGUCCCCCCAGAAGAGGAAAGCCGACGAAGGCCCGCCGUCUCCUCUCCGGACCCCUCCAGCGUGGGGCAGCAGCCACCCUCCCCUCAAGGGCCCCCGCCCGGCAGCCCAGGUAGGCCUGCCCACCCCCGACCUCCUGUCUUCUAGCCCCUGAAGGGCUCACGAGCUGCGCACGAGGCCCGCCGGGACGGCCGGGGCUCCUGGACCGGCUCCUGGGCCCUCGCGCCCCCGAUGACUCCUCGGCCUCCACACUGCCACCCUCCUGCCUCUUCCCUGCCGGGAUGCCGGCGGCUCCGGCUCAGCCCGGCCUCGGGGGACUUGGACUGGGCCCGGCCCAGCCCGGAAGGCCUCUGACCCGAGGCCGGCUCUGCUCUCCUUUACAAGUUCUCGAAGUGACUUUUCUAUUUUUGGAUUCCGAAUGGAGAAACCUGUUUCCGGUCCUGGGAUUAGAAUCAUGUAACAGAAUUAAAGUUUAAUAAUUAAAAGGAC
Gracilinanus agilis (Agile Gracile Mouse Opossum) is the source of this 1687-nucleotide messenger RNA. RefSeq names its product BRMS1 transcriptional repressor and anoikis regulator (gene BRMS1). Bases 486 to 1352 code for a protein of 288 amino acids. Gene Ontology annotation, cellular component: Sin3-type complex. Gene Ontology annotation, molecular function: histone deacetylase binding. Gene Ontology annotation, biological process: negative regulation of transcription by RNA polymerase II. NCBI's taxonomy places the organism in Eukaryota, Metazoa, Chordata, Mammalia, Didelphimorphia, Didelphidae. The record is from RefSeq and is a predicted model, not a curated record. The transcript is spliced from 9 exons.